This is a messenger RNA of Loa loa (African eye worm), 1611 nucleotides long. RefSeq lists its product as hypothetical. The record is from RefSeq and is a predicted model, not a curated record. Gene Ontology annotation, biological process: protein localization to plasma membrane; phosphatidylinositol phosphate biosynthetic process. Bases 12 to 1604 code for a protein of 530 amino acids. Gene Ontology annotation, cellular component: plasma membrane. Lineage: Eukaryota; Metazoa; Nematoda; Chromadorea; Rhabditida; Onchocercidae. The transcript is spliced from 9 exons.
UUUCAGCUGCAAUGAAUAGUGACCAAUUACAAGAUUGGCUCACUGAUUUGAACGAACGAUGGAAAAGUGAUACAGCGAAGCAGGCAUUGAAAGAUGUGGAAUAUGAACGGGCACAGUUAACUCAUGAAAACCAUAAAACUCACUAUUUAAUCAGCUAUCUCAGUUGUAACUACGCUGAUGUUGACCUGAUACAGCCGGUUGUAGCACAACUUCUUGCAUGUUAUUAUCGUGGAGGUAUAUUACGCUAUUUCGUGUUGCAGUGCAUUCCAUCAUUAAUACAUAUCUAUCUUUUGGCACUAGCUAAACGCCAAAGGAAAUCAGUUUCCAUGUUUGAAACGUUCUUUCUUGCUAUGUACAAUGAAGAAAUACUUGCUGGUGGUGUUUUAUCCGAUUCAAUGACAAAAAAAGUAGAAGAAAUUCGGAUACCAUCCACACGUUUCCCGAGUGUAUAUCAUGAUCCAAAGAAGCUCAGUCUUACCUCAGAUAUUGUCUUGAAACCUGGAACACCCGCAUUUGUACAAAAAACUGUACGGAUCGGUCCUUACAAGUCGGUAGAUAGGAUUAUUCCACAAAAUAGGCAAACAGUAUUGACUCGUCUAUUAAAGUCUGUGAACGGGUGUCUCUGUAGGUUAUCUCGUGAUGUGAUAUGUCAAAAUAUAUGUUUGAGUACUAUAGCUAUUUGUCGAAGCGGGUUUACUUUUCGCGAAACUGCUUUGGGGCUACGAGUUUUUGGCAGCAAUUUUCAUUUUAAAGAAUCAGAUGAUUUUUCAAAGAAACCAAGAUUGCGAAUCUCGUCGCAGUAUCUGUUAGAAUCUCUGAAUGGUUUAUACUUUGCAUUAUUCAACGGUGCAUCAGAAUUAGCUGUUCAGGCUGUUGAUGCUGUGCAUCAAAGAGCUUUGUAUGAAUUUUAUGCGGACGUUAUUCUGGUAACGAAUAGUAUUAACGAGACCCUGCUUGAAAGUAACUUCCAUAAAAAUGACGAAUCGUCAACUGCUCAUUGGGUGCGUCCUGAAAAACUGGAUAAUCAUAAACGAAAUGAAGUAGUAACAAAUGCUUCCUUGCAGCUAAAGAAAAUGCCAGAGGAUAUUUCACCUGUUGUAGAAGAUGAUAUGAAAGGAUUUAAUUUCUCUGAUAGUGUUGAAAAUUUCAAGAAGCGUAUUGCCGUAAAAGUAGAGCAGCGCAAGUUAAAGUACCAAUUCGGACAUCAUAGGCAAAGAUCGGAAAACAGUAGUGAAAAUGUAAAUAUCGAAUUGGGUCCAAUCAACGAAGAAUCAGUUUCAAGCACAGCAGCGAACCUUCUAAUUUUUCAUGUCACUGAUGAAGCCAGUUGUCAAGAUUCUCCGCGACACCAUUCUAUCUCACAUGGUUUGACAAAUUUUGAUAAUAGUGUUUCAGUUUCGUUUCGACAGGAUCAGAUUCAUAAUGGAACACCACCAAAACCAAGAAAUGAAUUAAUCAACCUUUCGAUCCCAACGGACGGUGAUUUACCUAAAAGCGUCAAACCAAUAUCUGUAGAGGGCGGUAUACACGAUUUAGCAAAAUGGCAUGGCAGUAUUCAACAUAUCGAUAGUGCAACUAAUGCUUCUGAAGGCAUUUCACUAUAAAAAGUUC